AUGAACAUGACCAAUGCAGCAUGGGCAAACAAUGCUAGGGACCCAGAUGGAAAGGAAAGAUCACCUUGUGUUGCUGGCACCGGUGCCCUCAUCUAUUAUUGCAUCCUGUUGUGCAUGGGUCUGCCAGUUAACAUUUUGACUGCUAUUGCACUGACCCGCCUGGCUGCCCGCACCCAGAAAUCUUCCUACUGGUACCUCCUUGCCCUCACGGCAUCUGACAUCCUGACUCAGGUCUUUGUCGUCUUUGCAGGCUUCAUCAUGCAGGCAGCCAUCUUGGCCCGUGAGGUUCCAGGUGCCCUUGCCCACACCAUCAAUGUGCUGCAAUUCACAGCCAAUCAUGCCUCCAUCUGGAUGACUGUCCUGCUGACGGUGGACCGUUAUAUAGCCCUCUGCCACCCACUGCAGUACAGGACUGUCUCUUACCCUGAGUGCACCCAGAAGAUCAUUGGUGCUAUGUUUGCAGUAUCAUUGGCCACUGGGAUCCCCUUCUACUGGUGGCUAGAUGUUUGGCAUGAUGCCUACCCACCCACGACCAUGGACAAGGUUCUGAAGUGGCUUCACUGCUUCAUCAUCUACUUCAUUCCCUGCAGUAUCUUCCUGGUGACAAAUUCUGUGAUCAUCCACAAACUCAGGCGCUCAGGCAGGCCCCACCGGCGUCUCAGCAAAACCACAGCAAUUCUGUUGGCCAUCACCACCAUCUUCAUUGUCCUGUGGGCUCCACGGACAUUUGUCAUGAUCUACCACCUCUGUGUGGCCUCGGUCAAUCAGGGCUGGCAAGCUCACCUAGCCCUAGAUGUUGCCAACAUGGUAGCCAUGCUCAACACCUCCCUCAACUUCUUCCUUUACUGUUUUGUCAGCAAGACCUUCCGCCAAACUGUCUGGGACCUGAUGGUGUCUUUCAGGCUCCCAUGCACCCAAUCGCCAAGGAAGAAUGGCCCCUCAGAUCCAGCCCUGAGAUCACUGGGGGCCUUGGAUGGGACUUCAGUCUAGGAGGAUUAUCUCCCUCCUGCAAGAAACUCAAACUUUGCUGAAAGAUCCCACAGCUCAAUAGGACACUGAAUUGUUCCAGGGAUAGGCUGUUCCAGAUAGGCUUAGUAUACUGGUAUGGAUCUGGGCUAGGAGCAUUAGGGCAAGAAUACUGGAGCAUUAAGGCAACAAUACUGGGCCUGCUGGGCACGCAUGCAUGUGUGUGUGCAUGCAUAUCUAUGUACAUAUGUAUGUUUGCAUAUAUGUA
Molecule: messenger RNA, 1234 nt
Organism: Rhineura floridana
Lineage: Eukaryota; Metazoa; Chordata; Lepidosauria; Squamata; Rhineuridae
Gene: GPR142
Product: G protein-coupled receptor 142
Exons: 2
Coding region: 1-990 (329 amino acids)
Biological process (GO): G protein-coupled receptor signaling pathway
Cellular component (GO): membrane
Molecular function (GO): G protein-coupled receptor activity
Source: RefSeq, a predicted model, not a curated record